Messenger RNA from Perca flavescens (yellow perch), 2503 nucleotides. RefSeq names its product StAR related lipid transfer domain containing 5 (gene stard5). Gene Ontology annotation, molecular function: cholesterol binding; cholesterol transfer activity. Gene Ontology annotation, biological process: cholesterol import. The record is from RefSeq and is a predicted model, not a curated record. The transcript is spliced from 6 exons. The coding region runs from base 426 to 1061 and encodes 211 amino acids. Lineage: Eukaryota; Metazoa; Chordata; Actinopteri; Perciformes; Percidae.
GCUACCGAUUCUCCUUGUAUUUCAGGAAAUUCAUUCAAAGAUUUGGGGGUUUCAACAUUCUAGAAGGGUGUGGGCUGUCGCGUGUCCAGAAAGGCUUUACAGUGAACAGUAAUUGACAGAGUCGUCACAUACCUCAGACCCGCGAGCUAGCUGCUUGUUCGUAAACGAUGUGGGCAUUGCAUAGGUUUCAUUCAUUUUGGCUAAGGCUAGCUCUGUAGCGGCGGUUGUACUUGCUAACGUUAAGUAACUUGUCGCUGCUGCAUUUGCGUUACAAAACCCAGCUACAUUGUGACUUUUAUUAAUUGAAUUGAGAGAUAACAAUAUCGCGUGUCAAACAUUUAGCCACUGUAACGUCAGCUAGUCUGCAAAGUGAAUUAACGCCAGGGUAAGCAAGGUAACGUAACGUUAUUCUUUUACUAUUUAUUAUGGAUUAUGAACAUAAAGCGAAGGCAGUGGGGGACUGCUUGCUAAGCUACAAGAGGGAUGAGUCCGGGUGGAAAGUCUGCAAGAAAUCGAAUGACGUGGUUGUGUCUUGGCGUCCGUCGUCUGAGUUCCCUGGGAAUGUUUAUAAGGGCGAGGGGAUUGUCAGCGGCAGCCCAGAGAAAGUGUGGGAGUGUCUGAAACCAGUACCCAGUGGGCUCAGAGUCAAGUGGGACAACAAUGUCAAAAGGUUCGAGCUUUUGGAACAAAUCACGGAGGACAUCUCUAUCUGCCGAACAGUCACGCCCUCAGCCGCUAUGGGCAUCAUAGCUCCACGAGACUUUGUAGAUGUUAUUUUAGUCAAGCAAUACGAGGAUGGCACCAUUUCAUCAAAUGCCACCAAUGUGAGUCACUCGGGCUGUCCUCCCCAGUCCGGCUACGUGAGAGGAUUCAACCAUCCAUGUGGUUGCGUCUGUGUUCCCAUCGCAGGAGAGCCCAAUAAAACCCAGGUGUUCAGCUUCUUCCAGACGGACCUGGGUGGCUUUCUCCCCCGCUCCGUGGUCGACUCGUUCUUCCCCUCCAGCAUGGCGGAGUUCUACAGCAACCUGAGCAAGGCUGUGAAGUCCCUCAAGGGCCUUUGACACCAAGAGUCCAGAGAUCUGCCUUCAAAUCUGGGGCCUACUGACUGGUCAGGCCUGUUUGGUUUAUUCCAUUUUAAACCAUUCAAACUCAGCAGCAAUCGGUACACUGUCACUAUUAACCACUUAUCUCAAAUCUCUCCAGUCCACAAUGUGUGGUUAAUUAGCAUUCCUAUAUUCCUCUGUUACUGCAGGAGGGAUCCAAGUCCCAAAAUAACAAUGAGGGCUUGCGUUGGUCAAAACCCGCAUUUCAAACUCCAGUCUCUUCACAUCCCAGUCUAAGGGAUGAAUUUAUUUCCUCCAGUCUGAAGAAUGAAAAUAGAUGUAACAUCUAUAUUUGUAUAUGUGCUAAAAGCACAGAAGAUCUUUACUUUUUGCCACUUUGAUGAUUCACUAGACAUUCCCUCUUCUUAUGAUUGCAUACUUCAGUGUAUAUAGUGAACAUGCAUGUUGCAUGGACCGUAUAUAUUUACCCUAUGCUGGUGUCAGGUUGUUGGUUUAGAAUACUGACUCAUACCUCAUAUUUAGUCGUCUGUGUUGUACUUGAACUGCCAUUUGCUCAUCUCCAGCUCACCUGUAAGCCAUGAAUAUCUGCCUCUUUAAUCAGCUACACUGAAGCACAGGUGGGAUGGCAUUGGUGGCACUUUAAACAGAGGCAGUUUUUUUUUUUUUUUUUUUUUGGAAACCCCUUUAAAAUAGGUUAUUUUAUAUAUGUGCUGCUUUAUUGAGCAGAAAAGUGUCUUCCCACACACACACACGUGCGCACACACGCAUACAUAUAUACAUACAUAUAGUACCAAUCAAAAGUUUGGACACACUUUCUCAUUCUGGGAAAGUGUGUCCAAACCUUUGAUAUAGAACCGUUCCAAUGCAUCAUCAUAAUAAUAAUAAGCAAUGCAAGGAGUCAAGACUCAACAUUUAUAAGUCAAAAGUAACCUGGCAAAGCUAGAGAGCUUUACUGGAGACACUGUUAAAGUGUAAAAGAUGCUCAAAUGCACCGCAAGGUGCCUUCAUGUAAUGUGUCUAAACACCUUAAGAGUGCAAUAAUGCUCUGAUAGCUCUGGCACUUAGCAAAGGAAAAAAAAAGAGGGGCGAAUUCACAAAGAAUGGAUUGUGGCUGCUGAUAGUGCCAUGAAUUGUGCAUCACUUGGGACCGCUAUCUAACACACUAAUGAUAUUACAGCGCAAACUCAGUGCAAUAUGCAGCUUAGUGCAAUUUGCCCUUUUUUGCCUCAGACUACAAUUAUUCAUGUGGCAAAGUAUACAUUUUGCCUUUACGCCAUUAACAUAGUAGGCAGAACAAUGACAUAGAGAAAAAUUAAAUGGUCAUACCACGACCUACAGGUCCGCCGAGUUGCAGCACAGUUAGGGGUGUAUUUUUAUUUUUUUUAUUUUUUUUAAAAGAUUUCUUUAUUUAAAAGGGACAGUGCACAUUAAUCAACAUG